GCUGAGAGCGCCUGGGGCACGUUGCAACAUCUCCCUCCCCCGCCUUCCCUCUCCUCCUCGGGGCUGUGAGCUCAGUUCCUGCCUUCCCAGCACUCUUUUACGGGUGUCGGUGGCGCGAGCAGGGUGGGGAUCUUCUCUCUCCGCUAGGAGCCGCGCCUCCAGCUCUGCCAGAGUCUCCGCCCCCCUGCUUGCUGCCCCCCGGAGGAGAGUACAGCCGCCUUGCUUGCAGCCCCCCGGGAGGACCGGUAACCCACCUAUCCGGAAGGCACCGGGGAGGAGGAUCGAGCAGCCGCCCACUUCACAGUCCCGGGAGGAUCGCGCCACGAGCAUGUCCUCCAGCUCCAACCUUAGCACCAUGCAGCGCCUGGUAGAGCAGCUCAAAUUGGAGGCGGGGGUGGAGAGGAUCAAGGUCUCUCAGGCUGCUGCAGAACUCCAGCAGUAUUGCAUGCAGAAUGCCUGCAAAGAUGCUCUUCUGGUGGGAGUUCCAGCAGGGAGCAACCCCUUCCGGGAGCCCAGGUCCUGUGUUUUACUGUGAUGACAGGGAAGAAGUUCACUGAGGAGUUACCUUCAAGCAUGCAGUGAUUAACAGCUGCUUCUGAGUCUUAAGAAAAUAUUUUUUUGUGUGUGGCCAAACAAUUUUUGGAUAUUUGAGUCUUUUCCAUUACCAGCCCCUGCAGCCAAAUUCCUUCAGGAAUGGAAGUUUCUAGAUACAUGAAGGGUAAAGGAGUAGACCCACAUGUAAUAGUUAACUUGCUUUUUUGGGGGUAAUUCUUGUAAAAUGUUCUGUACUUUAAAAGACACACACACACACACACACACACACACACACACACACACACACACGGCAUUCUACUUCCAAGAAAACUACCCACUUCUCAUAACUCAGUUAUGACUCUGUAUUUUUAACAGCCUGUUUUUACUUAAGUGGCUAUAUUUUAGCAAAGAAGAACAUUUUCUUUUACCAAAAAAAUUAUUUUCAUUGUAACUUGUGCCUAAAGAUUUUUAUUUUCUAGCAAGUGUUUUUCUCCCCCUUUAGAAUGUGCAUUUUCUAAGGGAACACACCCAAGUGCAGAUUACUGGCUUAACUAAUCGAGCAGUGUCUUGAUUUUUCUAAAGCAGAAGAUAAAAUACUUUAUUUUUAACACUAAACACGGGAGCUAUUUCUUAAGUAGUUUGUUUUGAAAGACCAAUAUUGUCAUAUUAAAUGGCUUCAUUUACAUAAUCGAUCCUUGUGUGUUCUUAAGCUUAUUUUAUGAUUCUAUUUGUGCUUAAAAAGGUACUGCAUUUUAAAAUUUUGUUUUUUGGGGAAAAUUGUUUAAAGCAUGACUAAGAACAUUAGAAAAUGAAUGUAAACAGGGAGUCAUAGAAAACUAUCAAAAAUAAAUAGAAAGAAGUUUUCAAUUCUUAAA
Messenger RNA from Dromiciops gliroides (monito del monte), 1409 nucleotides. It is a transcript of the gene GNG10, whose product is annotated as G protein subunit gamma 10. The transcript has 3 exons. The coding region runs from base 329 to 535 and encodes 68 amino acids. Lineage: Eukaryota; Metazoa; Chordata; Mammalia; Microbiotheria; Microbiotheriidae. Gene Ontology annotation, cellular component: heterotrimeric G-protein complex. Gene Ontology annotation, biological process: G protein-coupled receptor signaling pathway. The record is from RefSeq and is a predicted model, not a curated record. Gene Ontology annotation, molecular function: G-protein beta-subunit binding.